ACCUCUGUUUAAACCUGAGCAACUAUAAAUCCCAAUUUCGUUUUUCUCAGUUAAAGCAAAACAUCAAAAAAACAAAAAUUAAUUGGAAUUUUUAUAAAAACCUAAUUUCUCUACUAUUCUUUAAAUAGAAACGAAUUUUAUCACAAAAAUAAACAAAAUUUACGAAAGUUAACUUUCUUUUAAAUGUCCCAAGCUUCUAGGACUGCUGCCACCAGCAACAAUGUGCCGUCAAGUAGUAUCAAUUCAGCUGGAAGUGUCAGUGAUUUUGAAGCUGCCAUAGCGGCUUGUGGUUUUGGUUGUUUCAAUAUUUGUCUGCUAAUUGUUGCAAUGUCACCUCUAAUUUCGGCCAUAUUCUCAACAUCAACAUUGUCCUUUAUAUUGCCUACAGCCGAAUGUGAUUUACAUUUGAAUUUGAUGCAAAAAGGUGUUUUGAAUGCAAUGUGUUUUGCGGGCAUGAUUGUUUCAGCCAUACCCUGGGGCUAUAUAGCUGACACCAUGGGGCGCAAAAUGGUAUUAGUAUAUGCUCUGCUCUUGGAUGGUGUAAUUGUCAUUUGUACUGGCAUCAGUCAGACUGUAAAUCAACUUUUAAUUUUUAAAUUUUUCGAUGGCUUUUUAGUUUGUGGCCCCUUUGCUGUGGUCAUGUCGUAUAUUUCCGAAUUUCAUGGUCUAAAACAUCGUUCACGCAUUAUGAUGGGUAUGGGCAUGAUAAAGGCAGCUGCUACUGUUAUAUUGCCCAUUUUAGCUUGCACACUGCUGCCUUACCACUUCACUUUGGAAAUGUGGUUUAUAAAAUUGUACACUUGGCAUUUCUUCAUACUUAUUACUGCUGUUGUACCUUUACUUGGUGGCUUUUUAAAUUCAUUUUUUCCCGAGAGUCCUAAAUUUCUUAUGUCUCAAGGUCGCAAUGAUGAAGCUUUGGAAUGUUUGCGCUUGGUUUAUGCCAUAAAUAAGAGGAGGCCAAAGAUUGAAUAUCCGAUAAAAAAUUUACUAGAUGAAGACCCCGAAAAAACUCAACAUUAUUCAGAUCGUCACAGUAAGGAAUACAAAGAAACCCACAAGACUAUGGCUCAAAGACGUCAACGGACCAAAGAACAGUUUAUUGAAGGUUUACGUCAAUUGCGACCCAUGUGUUCAAGUCCCUACCUAAAGCUAUCGUUGCAAGUUUAUUCCAUGUUAUUUUGCAUACUGUUGGGACUCAAUUCCAUACGCUUAUGGCUGCCACAAAUUUUCGUCACCAUGGUGGAAUUUAAAGAGAAAAAUAUCAGUGUUAUUAGUAUGUGUACAGUGUUGCAAUACAAUUACAAUAAAACGGUAUUAUUGGCAGCAGGCCAAGUAAUGACCCAUUGUGAUGUGCACAUAAAUGCCAGUUCGUAUAGUGAUAACAUUGUGGUGGCAAUAAUUUCGUUUUUUUGCUUUUUAUUAGUCACUAUAGUGGUUAAUAAACUGGGCAAUAAUAAUGUCUUAAAAAUCGCUUUAUGCUUGGCCUUUCUUUCCGGUGUCACUAUGUACUUUUCCAAUUCCCAUAUGAUGACUCUGAUUUUGGCUUCGGUGUUUGUUAGUAGUGCUAGUGUUUCGGGCACUACUGUUAUAAGUGUUUCGGUGAAUUUGUUUCCUACAAAUAUGAGAAAUUUAAGUCUGUAAUUUAUUUACUAUAUGGUUGCCCAGCAACUAACUUGAUGCCUUAAAUACUUAUCAAGAAAACGGAAAAAACAAAAUGUUAAACACUAGUGGGAGUCACACUAUGGAAAACACAUCCAGAGAUGACAUUAAAUGGUUCAACAUCUAAACAAAUUACACGCACAGUAAAUACACAAAGUCAAAUAAGACAACAAACAAAAGCCUAGUGGUUGGUUAGUGAUGUCAUGGCAUUAGAUUACACAAAGCAGCUAAAUCUUUUUUUAAGAAUUUAUCUAAAACAAAUGUAAAGCCGCACUAGUAUUUAAAAAUAAUAAAAACUGAAAUGAUAAGCGAG
Lucilia sericata (common green bottle fly) is the source of this 1972-nucleotide messenger RNA. RefSeq names its product synaptic vesicle glycoprotein 2B-like. The transcript is spliced from 10 exons. NCBI's taxonomy places the organism in Eukaryota, Metazoa, Arthropoda, Insecta, Diptera, Calliphoridae. Bases 184 to 1641 code for a protein of 485 amino acids. Gene Ontology annotation, biological process: transmembrane transport. The record is from RefSeq and is a predicted model, not a curated record. Gene Ontology annotation, molecular function: transmembrane transporter activity.